Messenger RNA from Eimeria necatrix, 1722 nucleotides. RefSeq lists its product as hypothetical. The transcript has a single exon. Bases 1 to 1722 code for a protein of 573 amino acids. The record is from RefSeq and is a predicted model, not a curated record. NCBI's taxonomy places the organism in Eukaryota, Apicomplexa, Conoidasida, Eucoccidiorida, Eimeriidae.
AUGCUGAAGAAAACGGGAAUUGCUCUUGCCGGGCUGCUGCUGUCCUCCGCAGUUUCUGCCCAGCGUAGCCUAGCUGACGGACUUGAAGACCGCUUUGAAGGCCCACCAAUAUUUCCUAGGAGCGCGGCAGCCACUGCAGAGGAAGCGGCGUCUUUUGACGGUCCUGCAGGUCAAUCCGAGCGAGUCAGCCAACCUACCGCACGGGAAGAAUCGCCACCUGCCGCUGCCUUGGAGUCGGUAGAGCCUCGCGUGAAAGCUCAGCAUAAGGAGCUGACGGAACGUUUCUGGAUACCGACUUCAGCAGUAAAUCAGAACCGCAAGCUCCAUCCACCCCCUUCUGGGGCAAACCUUUCGGUUGCUAUCAAGGGAGCUGGAAAGAACCAGCGAGAGCGCUGGCGGCACGACCUGCGCUCCAGUACCUUGACGCACGCGCUGAGAAACGCGAGCACCCACCUGGGCCGCAUGUCCCGUCGCGUGUAUCAAAGGGGAGAGGACUACUGGAAGAGCCCCAAGAGGCGCCGGGCCCUGGUUUACUUCUCCAUUGUCGGCGUCAUUAUGGUACUUGUGGCCUACGCCGAGCAUAAGUCGAAUAUGUUGUCAGUGGAGGCUCAACAGCUGGCGGAAAGAGAUUCGUUCGUAGAGAAAAUAGAAAGGGAGGUGGCGGCGGAGGCUGAGGCAGUGAAUGCCGAGGUGGAGGAGCUGACGGCCAAGAAAAACGAAAAUGAACAGGCAGGGAAGGAGCUGGAAGCUGAAGAAGAUGCAAUGAAAAGGCGCAAAGAAAGUCUGCGUGACAAAGCCGCGGUUCUCCAGGAGCACCAAUUGAUCCUGCGAGUUCGCGAGGCGAAAGCCCAGCUCGCCUCCCCGAAUGAGCUCGAGGUGAUGGGCACUGCUGCGGGGAGGAAGGCGGUGCUGGAGAAGCUCAGCGCAAUCAAGGAGGAGGCCAACCGCCUCUUUUGGAAUGAAGAGGCCCUUAGGGCUAGGGAAGACACGGCGAUGACGAAGUUGGCGCGGCUAGAAGCGGAGGUCAGGUCCAAGUACCACACAGUUCUGCGCAUAAUGAGUUUGGACGAGCGCAGUCCAGCUAUGAAGCAGCAGACGCUGCGGCUGAAAGAGGAGCUCCGAAACUCUGUCGCGAGCCUUGAAAUUCUUGUUCACCAGACGAUGCUCCUGCUAUCGGAGGAUAUGUGGGCUGCGAGGGCAGAGAAUAAGCUCCUGAAGAAUCCAGCGGCCAAGGCCCAGCUGCUGCAAAACCUGGAGGCAGAAUGGAUGACGCAACUAGAUCACCAGGAGCGGCUGACGAUAAUGCAAGAUGCAUCUAUUGGGAGCCUAGGACAAACCCGUAGCCAAAUUCAGCAGACGAAACGUGCCUUAGAGCAGGUAACAACUUCGGAGGAGCAGAAGCGGCUAGAGGACCGUCUCUAUAGCCUGCAGACAGCUGAGCUCUACCACGAAAGCUACCUCCGCGUUGUUGACUCCGAGAUCAAUAUUCAGCUUGAUAAGCAGGCGUGGCUGACCAAGAUGAGGGGACUGGUGGAGGAGGCGGAGAAGAGGGCCAAAGAAAGACUCAAGGCUUGGUCAACCCCAGAAGCGGCUCGCGCGGAGAUAUCGGGCUACAUAGAGGCUAUAGAAGGCCUUCUGUCGUGUCUAGACGACAAACUUGCACUGUGCUACAAUAUACACAGGACUUGGAGGGAGAAAUGGACCCAGGUAAACUCGGUCUAG